Pecten maximus is the source of this 1101-nucleotide messenger RNA. Its product is annotated as putative cyclin-dependent serine/threonine-protein kinase DDB_G0272797/DDB_G0274007. Bases 1 to 1101 code for a protein of 366 amino acids. The record is from RefSeq and is a predicted model, not a curated record. Lineage: Eukaryota; Metazoa; Mollusca; Bivalvia; Pectinida; Pectinidae. The transcript has a single exon.
AUGGCUGAGCUGCAAUAUAUGAUGGAAAUGUCUCAACACGAAAUGUCUCAACACCAAAUGUCUCAACUCCAAAUGUCUAAACACGAAAUGUCUAAACACGAAAUGUCUCAACACGAAAUGUCUCAACUCCAAAUGUCUAAACACGAAAUGUCUAAACACGAAAUGUCUCAACACCAAAUGUCUCAACACGAAAUGUCUCAACACGAAAUGUCUCAACACGAAAUGUCUAAACAUGAAAUGUCUCAACAUGAAAUGUCUCAACACGACAUGUCUCAACACGAAAUGUCUCCACACGAAAUGUAUCAACACGAAAUGUCUCCACACGAAAUGUCUCAACACGAAAUGUCUCCACACCAAAUGUCUAAACACCAAAUGUCUAAACACGAAAUGUCUAAACAAGAAAUGUCUCAACACGAAAUGUCUCAACACGAAAUGUCUCCACACGAAAUGUCUCAACACGAAAUGUAUCAAAACGAAAUGUAUCAACACCAAAUGUCUCAACACCAAAUGUCUCAACACGAAAUGUCUCAACACCAAAUGUCUCAACACGAAAUGUCUAAACACCAAAUGUCUAAACACGAAAUGUCUCAACAAGAAAUGUCUCAACACGAAAUGUCUCCACACGAAAUGUCUCAACACGAAAUGUCUCAACACGAAAUGUCUCAACACGAAAUGUCUCAACACGAAAUGUCUCCACACGAAAUGUCUCAACAUGAAAUGUCUAAACACGAAAUGUCUCAACACGAAAUGUCUCAACACCAAAUGUCUCAACACGAAAUGUCUCCACACGAAAUGUCUCCUCACGAAAUGUCUAAACACCAAAUGUCUUCACACGAAAUGUCUCAACACGAAAUGUCUCAGCACAAAAUGUCUCAACACAAAAUGUCUCCACACGAAAUGUCUAAACACGGAAUGUCUCAACACAAAAUGUCUCCACACGAAAUGUCUCAACACCAAAUGUCUCAACACCAAAUGUCUAAACACGAAAUGUCUCAACACCAAAUGUCUCCACACCAAAUGUCUCAACACCAAAUGUCUCAACACGAAAUGUCUCCACACCAAAUGUCUCAACACGAAAUGUAUCAACACCAAACUACCUGA